Messenger RNA from Sphaeroforma arctica JP610, 1548 nucleotides. RefSeq lists its product as hypothetical. The record is from RefSeq and is a predicted model, not a curated record. NCBI's taxonomy places the organism in Eukaryota, Ichthyosporea, Ichthyophonida. Gene Ontology annotation, molecular function: tRNA-2-methylthio-N(6)-dimethylallyladenosine(37) synthase activity; 4 iron, 4 sulfur cluster binding. Bases 139 to 1548 code for a protein of 469 amino acids. Gene Ontology annotation, biological process: negative regulation of cyclin-dependent protein serine/threonine kinase activity. Gene Ontology annotation, cellular component: mitochondrion; cytosol. The transcript has 7 exons.
UGCAUACGGAUGGAUAUGUAUACAUAUGUAUUCAUGCAGAUAUAUAUGUAAUGGACAUACACUUAUAGUAACAAGUUGAAGAGCGAAUGAUCUUCUAUACAUUGUCGGGUAUGGUCUCCAGGUGAACUCGUUCUAACCAUGUCGAUGCGUAGUAUAUUCUCGCUAUCGCGAGGAUGCAUCUCCCAAGGAAACCACUUGAAGGUUUCUGCAGCCCUUUCUUCUCCAAAUGUGCAUACAAUCAGUAGCGGAUAUGUACAUACACACAUUGCUACUAUCCCAGUUACACGUUCCUGUAUAGACGCGGCUAUGUGUAGAUAUAAACCUAGUUACAGACAUAUACAUGCACUUGCAGCGACUACUACAUUUGCUCAUACCAGCAUGGACAAAUCGAGGCGUAGAUACACAACUGAUGCCAAUGUGGAAAACGUAGAGGUGCACAUCAAGCCUACUACAGUGGAUGAUCUCACUGUGCGUAAGAAGCUGCUACACAACGCACCGUCAUUCAAAGAGUUUUUGAGUGUUAAUAGUAUCAAAGCCGAUGAGCUGUCGAACGAUGCGCUGAUUCCCGCAAAGGAUUACCUUCCCACCGAAGUAUUGCAGGGUGAUGCGCGUAAGGUGUUCUUUGAAACCUAUGGGUGUCAAAUGAACGUCAGUGACACCGAAGUGGUGUGGGCCAUUCUCAAGGGUGUGGGCUAUGAACACUUCAAGACAAUAUACAAGACCAAAAAGGGGGGCGCGCGGUUUGCCGAUCUACUGGACGCCGUCUCAUUGGUUGAUCCCGACAUGCGCAUCCGGUUCACGAGCCCACACCCCAAGGACUUUCCCGAGGAAUUGAUUGAGCUCAUCUCCACUCGAGACAACAUAUGCAACCACAUUCAUUUGCCGGCCCAGAGUGGCAACUCAGAGGUCCUGCAACGGAUGCGCCGGGGUUACUCGCGCGAGGCCUAUCUGACCUUAGCCGCGCAUUUACGACAGAUGUUACCUGGAGUGCACAUAUCAUCAGACUUCAUCACAGGGUUCUGCGGGGAAACAGAGGAUGAGCACACAGACACACUGACGCUCAUGGCGCAGGUCAAGUACGAGCAGGCGUUCUUGUUCGCAUACAGUAUGCGUGAGAAAACACACGCUCACCGACGUUUCAAAGACGAUGUAGCUGAGGACGUCAAACAAAGGAGGUUGAGGGAGAUCAUCGAUGUGUUCCGAAGUGGCUCGCUCGCACGCAACGAGCAACUGGUGGGCACCACCCAGCUGGUACUGGUGGACUCGAUAGGGAGAAAACCAGGGCAAUUCCUAGGCCGCACCGACGGAUUCACACGUGUUAUUAUGUCCGAUGUCAAAGUGCCCUCUGACACGACCGGAGUGAGCAAUACGCAGAUCGAAGUGGGUGAUUACGUAGCGGUACAUAUCACGGAAGCCAACGCACAAACACUCAGAGCGACCCCUCUGCGCGUGACUAACAUUGUAACCCAUGCCGCUAGAGCCAAAUCGAAGGCUCUCGGGGAUGCUUCAAGUGACUGCGAUAGUGACAGUUCAGCAUUGUCCGGUUGA